Megalops cyprinoides (Indo-Pacific tarpon) is the source of this 1911-nucleotide messenger RNA. It is a transcript of the gene vps37a, whose product is annotated as VPS37A subunit of ESCRT-I. Gene Ontology annotation, biological process: protein targeting to vacuole; protein targeting to membrane; ubiquitin-dependent protein catabolic process via the multivesicular body sorting pathway. The transcript is spliced from 12 exons. The record is from RefSeq and is a predicted model, not a curated record. Gene Ontology annotation, cellular component: ESCRT I complex. Bases 474 to 1637 code for a protein of 387 amino acids. Lineage: Eukaryota; Metazoa; Chordata; Actinopteri; Elopiformes; Megalopidae.
CGUUUAAACUACGUUUUAAAGCAGUUUUCCCCGGAUUGCUGUUUUUGCUAUAACUAUAAUAAAGUAAUUGUGUAAGUUAUGCCGCCAUUUUUAAUGAUUUGAUUUUUUUUAUUGAAAAACAUGAUGACGUAAAACGCAAAUAACAUUACCAAGCCUCUGCUCGGCGCACACGGCUUGUUGUCUUCCUUGCUGGGAGUGUUGGACGGUUGCUAGCUGGCUAGCGGGCUAGCAGCGAAUGACAGGGCGAAUUUUUCCUUUUGACAAAUGCUUUCAAGGGAGGACACAUCGAUAAAAACGUGUUUAUAGCCAGCCGGGUAUGUUAUCGCGGAAGUCGUAGCUGAUCGGCUAACCUUCGCUGAAUCCUGUCGCGGCGGUGGUUGUUUUUGUUUCUCUCUCUCUCUCUUGGCCGAGACUCAAGUGAUCACCUAGCUAAGCAGAGCCAUCAAGUUCAGCCCGCGUCCAGCCAAAGGAGGAUGAACUGGAUUUUCCCCUUAUCCAAGGGUUCUGGACCGCUUCCACCUCUGAAUAGUUUGCAGCAGCAGCGGCAGAGACAGAUAGACUCUCUCAAGUCUGCGCACUCCAACAUAGCCGAGAUUCAGAAGAAUGUGGAGUACAGAAUUCCCUUCACAGUCAACAACACAACUGUCAGCGUUAACAUUUUACUUCCACCCCAGUUUCCCCAGGAGAAGCCAGCGGUCAGCAUCUACCCACCUGUUGCCCACCAUUUAGUCGACAGUCACAAUGGCACGAUGGUCACCAGCCCCCUCAUAACCAAUUUUGGAAUGCACUCGGAUUUGGGGAAGGUCAUACAGAGUCUGCUGGAUGAGUUCUGGAAGAAUCCGCCAGUCCUGAUCCCUGGUCCCGCCGGCUUUCCAUUCAUGUACAAACCGUCAGGAAUGCCCCCGUACCCUCCCCAGGGCUUCCACUUCCUGCCCGCGUUCCCGCCUCAGGACAGCCCCCGCCCCAUCGGCCCUGUCCCCAUGCCCCACCCGGGGACGGAGCCGCAUGCGCCCCCAAGGGCCGCGGCGCCCGCCUACGGCCUCAUCACAGACCUGCCUCUGCCCGUGCCCACGACAGACGCCCAGGCGGGGCUAAACGGCCACAUGUACAAGAUGCCUGAGAUUCCUGAGUCGUUUGCGGAGCUGUCUGAAAUGAGCAUGGCUCAGCUGAAGAACAUGAGCGACCAGGAGGACGUCCUGCUGGAGUUUUUCGUCAGUCUCCCGCAGCUGAAGCAGGUGUCUUCAGACAAGGAGGAGCUGGUCAACAGCAUCGUGGAAAUGGCCAAGAAGAAUCUGCAGCUGGAGCCCCAGUUGGAGGGAAGGAGACAGGAGAUGCUGUUCAAAUACGAGCAGCUGACACAGAUGAAGUCCUCCUUCGAGACGAAGAUGCAGAGACAGCAUGAAUUGAGCGAGAGCUGCAGCCUGAGCGCGCUGCAGGCCCGGCUGAAGGUGGCGGCGCACCAGGCGGAGGAGGAGUCGGAGGAGACGGCCGAGCACUUCCUGGAGGGAAAGACGGAGAUCGACGACUUCCUCACCAGCUUCAUGGAGAAGAGAACGCUUUGCCACUGCAGACGCGCUAAAGAGGAGAAGCUACAGCAGUCCAUCAACACCCACGGCCAGUUCCACACGCCCCACUAGGCCCCGCCUCCGCCCGGCCCUCAUUUCGUAAGGUUUGGAUCUGACCUACCAGCACAGCACCGCUAAAGAUGAAAGGAAAAGCACAUUUUCCCGAGGACGGAGGGGUGUGAAGUGGCACAGCGUGUCGUGAAUCUAACCACAUCAGAAUUAGCCAGAAGUGUUUUGAACUAAUUUCGGAAUACAAGUUGAGAUGGCGAGCGUUUUGGGAAAAGACCUCAAAAUUUACUUGAAUUCCAACCACGUCUAUGGUAAUGCUGCCGCAUACAUACGUACG